CCCCACCCGGCGGCGCCCGCCCGAAUCCCGGUGCCCAGGGCGUCCCGGGGGCGGUCCGCUUUGAUGGCGCAUAAAACCGCUGGCCACCUGCCGGGUCGCUCCUCCGUGCUCUGCCGUCCGGAACCCGCCGUGCCGCUGCCGUCCCCGUCCCUGGAGUCACAGUCACUGUCGCCUCCGCCCCCGUCUCGUUCCCUCCACAGGCGCGGAGCCCAGCGACCUCCGCGCGGGCGCCAGGGCGCGCAGACAUGGGCAGCCGCUCCAGAGCGCGCCAGGUGGCCGCGGCGCUGGGCUUCGUUGGGCUGCUCUUAGCCGCACUGGGCGCUGUCAUGAUCGUGAUGGUGCCCUCGAUCAUCAAGCAGCAGGUCCUCAAGAAUGUGCGCAUCGACCCCAGCAGCCUGUCCUUCAACAUGUGGAAGGAGAUCCCUGUCCCUUUCUACCUCUCUGUCUACUUCUUUGAUGUCAUCAACCCCAACGAGAUCCUCCAGGGCCAGAAGCCACAGGUGCGGGAGCGCGGGCCCUACGUGUACAGGGAGUUCAGGCACAAGAGCAACAUCACCUUCAACGACAACGACACAGUGUCCUUCCUCGAGUACCGCAGUUACCAGUUCCAGCCUCACAAGUCCCGUGGCCUGGAGAGUGACUACAUCGUCAUACCCAACAUCCUGGUCCUGAGCGCGUCAGUGAUGAUGGAGAAUAGGCCCAUGAGCCUGAAGCUGAUCAUGACCUUUGCAUUCAGUGCCCUUGGCGAGCGUGCCUUCGUGAACCGCACUGUUGGCGAGAUUAUGUGGGGCUACGAGGACCCCCUCAUACAUCUCAUCAAUAAGUACUUCCCCAACAUGUUCCCCUUCAAGGGCAAGUUCGGGUUAUUUGCUGAGCUCAACAACUCCGACUCCGGGCUCUUCACCGUGUUCACAGGGGUCAAAGACUUCAGCAGGAUCCACCUUGUAGACAAGUGGAAUGGGCUCAGCAAGGUCAACUUCUGGCAUUCCGAUCAGUGCAACAUGAUUAAUGGAACUUCGGGGCAGAUGUGGGCACCAUUUAUGACUCCCGAAUCCUCUCUGGAGUUCUACAGCCCCGAGGCCUGCCGGUCCAUGAAGCUCAUCUACAAGGAGCAGGGGGUGUUUGAAGGCAUCCCCACCUUUCGUUUUGUGGCUCCCAACACCUUAUUCGCUAAUGGCUCCGUCUACCCACCCAACGAGGGCUUUUGCCCGUGCAUGGAGUCUGGAAUUCAGAAUGUUAGCACCUGCAGGUUCAAUGCACCCUUGUUUCUCUCCCAUCCUCACUUCUACAAUGCUGACCCAGUCCUGGCAGAGGCAGUGUCUGGCCUCCACCCUAACACAGAAGAGCAUUCCUUGUUCCUGGACAUUCAUCCGGUCACCGGGAUCCCUAUGAACUGCUCUGUGAAGCUUCAGCUGAGUCUCUACAUUAAGUCUGUGAAAGGCAUUGGACAAACCGGGAAGAUUGAACCGGUGGUCCUGCCGCUGCUGUGGUUUGCAGAGAGCGGGGCAAUGGAGGGGGAGACCCUUCAGACAUUCUACACUCAGCUGGUGUUGAUGCCCAAGGUGCUGCACUAUGCCCAGUACGUGCUCCUUGCUCUGGGCUGCGUCCUGCUGUUCAUCCCCAUCGUCUACCAGAUCCGGAGCCAAGGUCCCAAGGAUGCCGAGAGCCAGCCCAGCCUGGCCCCUCAGUCAGACCAGCUUCCCAGCCCCUACACCCCACUUCUUCAGGACUCUCUCAGCGGACAGCCCACCAGUCCCCAAAUCUGAGCCCUCCCACCUCCCGUUGCCACAUGCGUGUCACACACUGCACACCCCCCAGCACAUGUUCUCACGUGUGCACAUGUAUGCAGACACACUCAGGGAUGGAGCCGCUGCUGAGGGGACCUGGGGAGAGUCUUGACAACAAAGAGUGUUCUGGAACCUUCUCUUGGAGUGAUCCACAUGCCUGCCCACAAGUGCUAUGGGCACGGGACCCCCUCCUUUGGGUGAGCAAGCCGGGGCGCUUGACAACUCUGACUGCCUCUCCCCAGCUGCCUCCAUCAGUCUCGAACCACUGCAGCCCCUGCCUGGGGGUUCGUCCAGGCAGGACGGGGCCUUUACUCCAAGGGGCCAGCUGUAGUCCUGAACCCAGCCUGGGAGCACAGACUUCUUGUGCCCCAGCCAGCUGGGUAGGGGGCUGUGGCUCCAUGCCAGACCUAAACCCAGAGCUUUGCCUGCUGGAAAACUGGGCCUCAGAAACUGAGAUGCACUUGACCGUGUCUUCACCCCUGCAGGGUCUCUCUGAAAUCUCUACAGGGGCUGGGUUUGGGUGUCCGGGGCUCCUCCCUCCAGCCUAAACUGACAGCAUCCUGUGUUCUGAGCCGGCCACUCCCUGGUGGGGGUGGUGGGAGGCUGUGUCCCAGGUCGCCACACCUCCACAACCAGGACCCUUGGUGCCCAGGCAGAGGUGGAGAGGCCCCAGGCCACCAGCCUGGGUGUCUGGUCAGGUGGGAGACCUGUCUGCCCUCCCCCCCCCGGGCUUCUGGUCUUGGGGCAAGCCUCUGUCUCUUUUCUACUGGAAGAGAAAUGAAUUUAUCAUCUUUAAAAAAUAACAUACAAUUGAAGUAAUAAACCUUUAAAAAAAGU
Phacochoerus africanus (Common warthog) is the source of this 2624-nucleotide messenger RNA. It is a transcript of the gene SCARB1, whose product is annotated as scavenger receptor class B member 1. Gene Ontology annotation, biological process: plasma lipoprotein particle clearance; recognition of apoptotic cell; cholesterol import. The transcript has 12 exons. Gene Ontology annotation, cellular component: caveola; cytoplasm. Lineage: Eukaryota; Metazoa; Chordata; Mammalia; Artiodactyla; Suidae. Gene Ontology annotation, molecular function: lipid binding; low-density lipoprotein particle binding; scavenger receptor activity. Bases 246 to 1766 code for a protein of 506 amino acids. The record is from RefSeq and is a predicted model, not a curated record.